AUGGACAUACGCCGAAUCUCCUUUACAAGCCUAGGCCUCGUGGUCCUUGACGAGAUCCAAUUUCCCCACCGCGAACCAUUAACCGAUGUUGUCGGUGGUUCCGGAGCCCACCCUCGGUGCUCGAUUGUUUCUUCCUGGUGCUCUCAGCUCGCACCCAAAUCCUUCAAAUACACUACGCCAAUCCUCUCUAUCGAGGACAGUAGCCUGGCAAACACAGCACUUCUUCACUCCAAAGCUUUCCACUUCCUCGAGACACCCCAAACCAUCGGAGCCCGCGUAUCUGCGCUUCUUGCCCGAAGAGCCGACGCAGGCAUCCGCGAACGCCCACUGAUCAUCUGGGAGCCUGCACCUCUAUCAUGCAAACCCGAGAACCUGCAAGCAUGUCUGGACGCUGUACCACUACUCGACGUCUUCUCUCCCAAUCACCUAGAGCUACUCGCGCUAUACGGAGAAUCGGCCCCCGCUACGGUCGACAAUAGUCAGAUUGAAGAUCUCGCCGCACGAUUCCUGCAGCGCGGCGUCGGUCCAGACGGAAAUGGAACUGUAAUCGUCCGCGCCGGCGAAUGUGGUUGUGUCGUAAGCACACGCGAGAUCGUCCCUACGUGGCUUCCUCCAUUCUAUGAGUCUCGCGAUGACAAGGUGGUUGAUCCUACUGGUGCUGGGAAUGCGUUUCUAGGGGCUUAUGCUGUUGGAUAUCUCGAGACGGGGAGUGUGAUUGAAGCGGCGUGUUAUGGAUCAGUUGGGGCGUCGUUUGCAAUUGAGCAGGUGGGGAUGCCGCAUAAGAGUAUUGAUGGCGACGAGGAGCUCUGGAAUGGGGUCAAUGUGCUAUCGCGACUGCGCGAGUAUACCUCAAGAAUGACCAGGAGCGCCGGCUGA
Aspergillus terreus NIH2624 is the source of this 876-nucleotide messenger RNA. RefSeq lists its product as uncharacterized. The coding region runs from base 1 to 876 and encodes 291 amino acids. Lineage: Eukaryota; Fungi; Ascomycota; Eurotiomycetes; Eurotiales; Aspergillaceae. The transcript is spliced from 3 exons. The record is from RefSeq and is a predicted model, not a curated record.